This is a messenger RNA of Daktulosphaira vitifoliae (grape phylloxera), 1146 nucleotides long. RefSeq names its product juvenile hormone acid O-methyltransferase-like. The record is from RefSeq and is a predicted model, not a curated record. Bases 281 to 1081 code for a protein of 266 amino acids. Lineage: Eukaryota; Metazoa; Arthropoda; Insecta; Hemiptera; Phylloxeridae. The transcript is spliced from 6 exons.
AUAAUAAAUAAAAUAGGAUCUAGUACACUACCACGAGGCACACCAUAACUUAUAUUGCAUUUAUUGCUUAAAUAGUUAUUUAUCAAGACACAUUGAGUUUUGUAAUAUCUUGAAAAUCAUUAUCAACUCCAAAUUCAGGCCAACUCAUUCCCUUGAUUAUAUUUGUCGAACCCUAUUUAUUCAAGGUUGGUGCGUUUUGUUUAGAAGAUCCUUACCCUUCUCUUCAAAUACAGUUCACUUUGAUUUAAAGUUACAGGUACUAGGAUCAUAGAUUGCUAAAAUGGAUAGACCCAAGCUUUAUAUUAACGAAAAUACCUUACAACAUGAAAUAGCUUUGGAGUUUUUAACAAAAAAUUUGCUUGAAUUAAAAUGGAAAUUAAACGAGAAUGUAUUAGAUAUUGGAUGUGGUCCUGGCGAUGUAACUGUAAAAAAACUACUUCCUCUAAUACAAGAUAAAAUUAAUAAGUUGAUUGCUGUUGAUAAAUGCAGUGAAAUGGUUGAAUUUGCCAAUGACUGUUAUAAUGUUCCAGAAGUAGAAUUUCAAAUUAUGGAUAUUCAGGACUCUUCAACUUGUUUGUUUUACACGGAAUAUUUUAAUAAGAUAUUUUCAUUUAUGUGCUUGCAUUGGGCAGUUGAUCAGCAAAAAGUCAUGAAUAAUAUAUAUUCUAUGUUGAAAAGUGAUGGAGAAAUUUUGAUAACGUUUUUAAAAUACAAUCCAUUUUUUAAAAUUUAUGAAUCAUUGGAUAUGGAAUUUCAAAAAUAUGUCAAAAACAUCAUGCCUAAGCCAGUACCAACUUUAAGUAGUGAAGAAUUAAAAGCUCAUAUUGAAAAUACUGGAUUUAAAAUCAUAAAAUUUGAAGAAAUUACAAAAUUAUUUACUCAUAAAAAUACCUCCGAUUUUUUAAGUGCCAUGAAAGCUGUUGAUAAUAUGUAUCACAUUUUACCAAAAAAUUUACAUGAAAAAUAUACUUCUAUCAUUCAAAAAACUAUGAUAAAAGGAUGGAAUUUUAUUGAAUAUUCAACUGUCGGAAAACUAACUUUGAAGUACACGAUUAUAGCAAUACACGCUAUAAAAUAUUAAAGAAAAUUAAAAUUGCUAGUAUAUUUGUAGAUCUAUUUAAAAAAUUAAAUUAUAUUCUGUUAACA